UUCAGGGAGUGUCCCAAAAUAGAAGUCUAUCUUCAUUUGUUAGGCUGCAGUUUAAUUGAACACAAAUCCAAGCCAUAGUAUAAGCAACAAAAUUCUUAACUAAAUUUAUCUAAGGAGACAUUUCUCCCCCAGCACUCUAAAAUAUAUAUUUUAGAUUUAUCAGUUAUUUCUAAAGAACAAAUCAGCAAUGAAGUUGAGUGUUGGAAUAUUUUUUGGAGGCUUCUUUGGAGCUCUUGGGAUUUUGUUUUUUCUGGUUGCUUUUGGGACAGACUAUUGGCUUCUGGCUACAGAAGUUGGGAGGUGUUCUGAAGAUGUGAAUCGCACUAGGGAAGAGACGAUUAUGUUCCACCAUGAAGGUUUCUUCUGGAGAUGCUGGUUUGAUGGGAAGAUUGAUGAAAAUCCCAGCAGUAUGUUGAAGUUUUGGUACACGAACCAGUCACCUUCUAAAAACUGCACCCAUGCUUAUCUCUCUCCAUUUCCUUUCUUAAGAGAUUCCCAUAACUCAACAACCUAUAAUUCUGCAAUUAUUUAUCGUGGUUUCUGGUCAAUUUUCAUGCUCCUUGGAGUGGUCACUGUGGUGGUUGCUAGUUUCUUCAUCAUUUGUGCUGCACCUUUUGGUAGUCACAUCCUCUACAAAAUAGGAGGAGGUUUUUUCAUUGCUGCUGGCAUCCUAUUCUCCCUGGUGGUUGUACUGUAUGUUAUCUGGGUCCAAGCAGUGGCUGAUCUCAAAAACUAUGAAGCUCAGAAGAAAAUUGACUGUUCAAGUUAUUCCAUCUUUGUACGUUAUGGCUGGUCUUUUAUACUGGCUCCAGUUGGAAUAUUCUUUGUUAUAUUUUCUGGCAUGUUGUUCCUCCUGGUAGGACGUACAAUUUAUCUGCAUUCUGAUUAGUUGGGUAGCAGGCGCUUGAACUAUUAGUGUGUAGUGAAGUUGUGCUAAAAAGGUUUUUUAUACAUUGUUAUCCCUACUACCAUAGAAUGCUCAUGGUAUCAUUGAAGAUUGACUUAAAUGAAUAAUGUAAUUUCAUAUUGUCUACUCAGUAAUACUGGAAGUGUGACCUUAGGUUCAGUGAAAUUGCUUCCCAGAAAUGUGCACAAGAUUGUAGCCACUGUUUACAUGUUCUUGCCAUGAAGGACAUGAAAAUCCUUUCAGAAAUAGGAUCCUUUUAUAUUUCUUCAAAUUUUCCUACAUGUAUUAACACACAAGGAAAUAUAUAAAAUAGUUAACAUAACAAUUAGGUGCUGGCUGCAGGCCAAUUCAACAAUUCAUUAUUGACAUUAACAACUUAAUGAAGGAACAUUUACAAUGAAACUAGAUCUUUUUUUCUUUCCUGCCCAAAUAUUUGCUGCUGGAAAUAAGGAAAAGGUUAUGAGGUCAUCCUUCUCAAUUUAUCUACAAUGAAUUUUGUAUUCUGUUUUCAGAAAGAUUCCAAAUUUGAUGUCAUUAGUAAUAACACUUUAAUGUUAUAUAAUAUAAUAAUGUUGAUUUCCAGAAACACACAUAUUUUUAUUCAAUAUAGAUCUAAAUUUUCCUUAUCAUCAAUAUUUUUUCCCAGUGAAAGGAUCUGUGUGCUUACGACAGCCAAUAAAUAAGAUCCAAUCAUUAAUUCGCCUUGUAGCCAAAUUGUAUCCUUUUCCUAGGCACAAAGAAUGCAGAAUUAUAUGGGAAAGUCUAGAUGCAAAUGCCCACAUUGCUCCUGAAAGAAGGGCCAGCUUUGGUCUCCUUAAGAGUCAUCUGAGAAGCAGUUUGGACUGGGCGUAGUCCUUCAUUAUAAUAUUGUUUGAAUUGGUCCUGCAACCUUACUGAACAAACAAGUAUUCCAUUCAAUGCUUACUCUAUUUGUUUUUGUUUCAAUUCUCAGUUUUAUUAUGAGCAAGCAGUUUGGUUCUUAAAAAUAAUUAUCCACGUAAUGCUUUAGCCAAUGUGUCAGAGAAAAGAUGAGAUUAGUGGAAGAACACUUUGAUACUGUUCAGUAUAGAUGCAAUAAUCCAUGUGGUCCAAAUCAUAAACAGCUUAUCCAAAGGAACUAAGAAAGAUGAUGGGUAAAAUUAUCUAGCUCAGCCCCCAGCAAACAGCAACUGAUGUUGGUUACCUGGGCAUCAAAGUGCAAGAUACAAUGUUAAUUAUUAUUAUUUCAUUUUUACAUCAUGUUUUGGUGUCCAGUGAAGUUUAUAAUUUGAUCCAUUUGAUGAUAUUGUUUAAACUAUUGUCCGUCAAUCAUCUCUUCAUAGUCCACCUACUCUCUUACAACAUGCAAAAGAAGGAAGGAAGGAAGGAAGGAAGGAAGGAAGGAAGGAAGGAAGGAAGGAAGGAAGGAAGACCUAUGAUGGAUAUGUAGAAAGGAUGAUCAUAUGGAAUGGAGAAUAAUGAUAUUCAAAAAAACUCAUAUAUUAUCACUUUACCACACACUUCCCAUGUUGAAGAAGCAAGAACUCCAUCCUUAGCUAGACCACAGUUGAUUCUAAUCAACUUGGUUUCUGCCCCAGAUUGAUAAAAGCUACUGGCAACCUGCAACCCUAGCAGGACGCACCAGCCUUACAUGUGGUGUCUUUUUCUUGUGGCUCAGGAUGAUAGGCUUUCCCCAUAAUCCCUUAAUCCACUAUAAGAUUGAAGUAUUAUGGGUAAUGUAAAGGGGGUAUUGAGGCCUGAUUCAUGUAUUGCUAUCAUCACCAGAAAAUGCAUGUCAAGAUUCAGUUAGAUGAGGAAGGGCAGAAAGGAGGCAUUAGAAAUGUUACUUAUAUCUUUCAAGCCUGGAGCCAGGUCUACAUUUCUCAAGUCUACUUUUGCUCCUUCUAUUUGUUAUCACUUUGCAAUCAUUCACUUUUUAAAAUUAAUACCAUGCUUUCAUUGGAAAACUUGUUCCACCCUCUAUUUUUGGCAAUAGCAAGAAAGGAUGUCUCUUAACAGUCUGUUUACAUCUGUUCUGCUAUAAUAUAAUCCCCUCUAUUGAUUUUCCCCCUUCUCCUCUUACCACAGUGGUUCAGGGUAGAAUUAAAGCCCGCAUGAUUAUGUUCUGAUAAAUAUUAAAAGUGUCCAUUUUUAUGGAACUUCUGUCUUUACCUUUCCAAAGCCUUCUCUGUUGUCUGAAUACUCUACACUACCUGCAUAGGAGGUAUACCUGUAUGCCUCGGAAUAUGACUACGUAGAGACUGGCUAGUCGUGGCAUCAUCUGUUCACCAGGAGAAAGUGAUUAGCAAUUGAAAGUAUGCCAAAUCUGCUUCUUGCAAAUAGGAGCAGAUUUCGAAGAUAAAAUUCUUAUCUCAUCAUUUGCGGCAACAUAUGAUAAUUGGAUUUCUUUAGAAAAAUACAUAUAUAUGUAUUUGACAUAUGUUUUCUAUGAAAAAAAAUUGCUGUAUAUGUUCCCUUUUUAAAAAAAUAAAAGUUAAUGAGGAAAAUA
This is a messenger RNA of Pantherophis guttatus, 3395 nucleotides long. It is a transcript of the gene TMEM182, whose product is annotated as transmembrane protein 182. Gene Ontology annotation, cellular component: membrane. The record is from RefSeq and is a predicted model, not a curated record. NCBI's taxonomy places the organism in Eukaryota, Metazoa, Chordata, Lepidosauria, Squamata, Colubridae.